This is a messenger RNA of Heterotrigona itama, 532 nucleotides long. Lineage: Eukaryota; Metazoa; Arthropoda; Insecta; Hymenoptera; Apidae. The record is from the annotation of a GenBank genome assembly.
CUCUCUCUCUCUCUCUCGUUCUCUGCCCGUGUCAUCAUCGAGAUCAUGAAGUUCGUCCCGAUCUUGUUGCUUGUCGCAGCGGUCGUUUUCGCCGCCGAAGAGAAGAAGGAGGAAGAACGUCCUAAAACGUUUAGAAGACUCAUACCUGCUGACGUUCUUCGCGAUUUCCCCGGUAUGUGCUUCGCUUCAACAAGAUGCGCCACAAUCGAACCAACGAAAUCCUGGGACUUGACGCCAUUCUGCGGUCGUUCCACUUGUGUGCCAGCCGAUGAUAAUUCCGGGCGUCUUUUUGAACUUGUCGAGGACUGUGGACCGCUGCCGAAAGCUAAUCCGAAAUGCAAACUGUCGGACAAAACUAACAAGACCGCCCCGUUCCCGGACUGUUGUCCCAUCUUCGAAUGCGAAGGAGGAGCAAAACUCGAAUAUCCGGAAAUUCCAACUUUGCCGCCGCCUACGGAAAUCGUAGAAACCGAGAAAACCCCGGAAGAGGCACCAACGAAGGCUUAAAUUCUAAAAUGAAAGGGAGAUAUUA